ACGCGAGCGCGCGCCCCGCCGCGCGCCCGCCCGCCGAGCCUGGGCGCUGUGGCGCGUGCGCGAGCGGUGCAGCACCGGCCGCGGGAGCAGGGAGUAUUAUGGGCUGUGGGUGCCGCUGAGCAAGAUGGAGCUGUCUGCAGUGGGCGAGCGGGUCUUCGCGGCCGAAUCCAUCAUCAAACGGCGGAUCCGAAAGGGACGCAUCGAGUACCUGGUGAAAUGGAAGGGGUGGGCCAUCAAGUACAGCACUUGGGAGCCGGAGGAGAACAUCCUGGACUCGCGGCUCAUUGCAGCCUUCGAGCAGAAGGAGAGGGAGCGUGAGCUGUAUGGGCCCAAGAAGAGGGGACCCAAACCCAAAACUUUCCUCCUGAAGGCGCGGGCCCAGGCGGAGGCCCUCCGCAUCAGUGAUGUGCAUUUCUCGGUCAAGCCGACCGCCAGCGCCUCCUCGCCCAAGCUGCAUUCCAGCGCUGCUGUGCACCGGCUCAAGAAGGACAUCCGCCGCUGCCACCGCAUGUCCCGCCGCCCCCUGCCCCGCCCAGACCCCCAGGGGGGCAGCCCCGGCCUGCGCCCGCCCAUCUCACCCUUCUCUGAGACGGUGCGCAUCAUCAACCGCAAGGUCAAGCCGCGGGAGCCCAAGCGGAACCGCAUCAUCCUGAACCUGAAGGUGAUCGACAAGGGCACGGGCGGAGGCGGCGCCGGGCAGGGGGCCGGGGCCCUUGCCCGCCCCAAAGUCCCCUCACGGAACCGCGUCAUCGGCAAGAGCAAGAAGUUCAGCGAGAGCAUCCUGCGCACGCAGAUCCGCCACAUGAAGUUCGGCGCUUUCGCGAUGUACAACAAGCCCCCGCCCGGCCCUCUGCCGCCCCCGCCAGCCACCAAGGCCGACAUCGCCGCCUCCCCUGGCCAGGGGCUGCUCCUGGCAGCUCCCAGUGCCCCGUACGACGCCCGCAGCUCCAGCUCCUCCGGCUGCCCUUCGCCGACCCCGCAGUCCUCCUCCGACCCGGAUGACGCGCCCCCCAAGCUGCUCCCCGAGACCACGAGUCCAUCUGCCCCCGACUGGCGGGAGCCCGAGGUGCUUGACCUGUCCAUCCCUCCCGAGGCGGCGGCCACCAGCAAGCGGGCGCCUCCCGACGUCACUGCGGCUUCCAGCCAGGCCCUUCCCGCGGCCCCUCAGCCUGCCGGCGCCGCCUCAGAGCCCGAGGCUGGAGACUGGCGCCCUGAGAUGUCACCCUGCUCCAACGUGGUCGUCACCGAUGUCACCAGCAAUCUCCUGACGGUCACUAUCAAGGAAUUCUGCAACCCUGAGGAUUUCGAGAAGGUGGCUGCUGGGGUAGCAGGCGCCGCAGUGGGGGGUGGCAGCAGUGGGCAGAGCAAGUGAGGGGCUCCACCAAGGAGGGGGGUUUGGGGGGCCCUCCUGCCCAAAGUCUUACUCUUGCUCCCGCCCCCGCCCCCGCCCUCAGACAACCCUGCCUGUGCUUUGCUUGUUUCAAAUGGCUCGGUGUUGACCCCGGGAUGGGGCUGGGCAGUUGGAGCCCCCUGAAGCCCAGUGGGAGGGGCGGUCCUGGAACGGGGUGGGGCUAGGGUGGGGCCAGGACACUGGGAAGUCCUCCCUCUUGUCUCUUGGCCCCCUCCCUGCCCAAGCACGGUGGGGCCUGCUGGGUGGCUCCUGGGGAGCCCCGGAACUCGGGGUUCAGCUGCCCCCGCCACAUCCCAUCUCUCCCCAGCUUGCUUCCAGCUCUCGCGCACAGCAUCUGAUUUCUCGGUGCUAACCCGGCAGCUGCUGGGGCCCCCUAGGGGACCCCUUCCCAGCAUGGGCACCGUCCCUUUCCUUCCUCCAGAUGCCUGGGAAGGAGGGGCAGGGAUGGGAAAGCCCGGACAGAGGUUGAGGUGAAGGAGGCCUUGGCCCCUCCCCCCCACACCCACGAGGGCGGCAGGAGCAGGGCCCACUUUCGGACGAGACCCAAGCAGGCCCCCGUGGGCCUCACCCACCCAUCUCUUUCCUCAUCCCGCGCUCAGAGGCGGGAGGGACUGGCACGGACCUCACCUGCCACGGCCUCCCAGCAUCUAAAGGCCCCUCAGUUCUCGACCAAAGGUGCUACAAGAGCCUGCUGCGCGGACUUCCGUUUGCGCAUGCGCCUGCCGUCCUGGGCGGGUCUGCGUGGAUCCGUGUGUGUGUUGGCCCCUGGGCCCGGCUCUCGAGGCUGCGCCCUUUAGGGUUCCUCACAGUAAGGUCGUCAGAUCGAAGGCCUGGAACCCUCCCUUGCCAUCAGCCGGGCCUGGGACCUGGCCGAGGUCUGAGGAGUUUGCUGUGGAGGCCGAUCCUCCCAGCCCGCGUGUGCGGGGGACACGCAUCCCACGCCCUUCUCCUUUGGGGCGGUCAGACGUGGCAUGGUGGGGACCGAGGCAGAGGGGAGACCCCCGUCCCAAGCUUCCUCUUCCUCCUGUGUGUUCGGGGGGAGUAGGAAGCCUGGACACCGUUCCGAGGGUCUCCGGCCCCCUCUCUCUUGCUUCUGACCGCCCAGGCUUUCUCACAGCCCAGCCGGCCUGAAGCAGCUCGAGACCUCUGGUGCCCUGGGCAGCUUCUCUUUCCUCUGCUGCCAGGGAGCUGAGGUGUCCAUGCCAGUGGCAGAGACCAAAACCCCAGUUUUAGGCUGGGCACUGGGAGGGCAGGGUGGCCGAAGCGGGGGGGACGGAAGAGGGGGCCUGUGUCCUUCAGGAGAGCAGGCACGUGCGGGACCAGGGGUCUGGUGGGCAGGGGAGACAGCCCUGCUGGCCAGCCCUGAGGCGCUGCCCGGACUCAGUUUGCCAUGAGUGGCGGGUCCUUGCACGUGGCUCAAGGUGGCUUCCUGGUGUGUGGGCUGAGAGCCAUGAUGGCAGAAAGGGAAUUCCAGUUUGGAAACGAACGCCUUGGUCCUAAGCACGGGAGGACUGUUUCUUCCGAAUCUCCCCGCCAGGGAUUGUGGCAGGGCCCCUAACCCUCCCCGUCCCAGGAUGUAGAACGGGGGCCGUCACAGGGUUUGGGGGACUGGUGCUCCUGGACCCCUCCCCCCCCCGCCCUUUGUGUUGGCUCUGUGGCCGUCCAAGUGCCAAUUGGCUUCCCCCCAAAUAAGGGCUGGUAUUUCUCCUCUGUCCUUAGAGGGGAUUUCCCCCCCCGACCCCCACCCCAGGUGAGUGUCCACCUGGGUGCCAGUUACAGGUGUUUCCAGAGACCAUAGAAAUGUGUUUUCCUGAGAGUCCGUGUCAUUCGUGACUUUUUUUGUAAAGAAGUUGUGUUUUCAGAGGUGAUUUUAUGACAGGAAAGUGAAAGAAUUAGUUUUGCAAAAAACAGAAAAAAAAACACAAAAAAAGAGGGGAAAAAAAGAAAUAGAAAAAAAUAUUGUGGGAUUCCUAUGGGGUUUGGGGGGGUGGGGAGAAAGAGAUAUUUAAAGAAAAACUAGUAACGCAGUGAUUGCACAGGUGAGGCGGCAAUGUUAGGAACGUGGAUAGAGGCCCAGGCCCAGCUGGGAGGCUCCCAGGCACAGCAACUGCCCUCCUUCCUUGGCCCGAGGCAAGGUAAGCCCUCCCUCCUGCGCUGGGCCCAGACUCCACACCUGUCCCCGCUUGAGGGGAAGGAUGACCCCUGAUCCCAAGGGAACUUGCCAGAAGCUGCAGGGGCCAGGCAGAUAGAGCUGAGAUUAGGGGACGUAAGAGUCAACAGGGGUCCCACCAUCACCGGGACCCAUCGUUGGUGACUUUCUCCAGGAAGGCUGGUGAGUAGGUACAGUUGGGUUCCUUGCUUUCCUCCAUUUCUUUGCCAGCCUGUUGGGUGGGCCAUAUGGUCCCUCCACCGCCACCCCGUGGAGGAAUCUCCCUCCCCAUCGCCCCAAUGACCAAGACACCCCCGAGCUUCCCUGGCCAGGUAGGGGAUGCAAGCUUCAGGAAGACAGGAGCUAUGGACUGGGAGAGUAUUAGGUGGUGAUCAGAGGGGGUUGGGGGUAGCUGUAGGGAGAGGGAGUGCCUGCCCCUUCUCUUUUCACAGGGAGGGUGCUGCCCUCGACCCCCAGCUGUGCAGCCCUGCCCCAGCCCACGCAGAGGCACGCAUGCACACUGCUCCCAGGUGGGCAGCUCCCCUGAGGGCCUGAGUGGGCACCUGGUCAAGCGCAAGCGGAGCCCUCCUUACCUCUCUCCCAGGGUGGCUCUGAGCGGGGUCCCACAGCCCCCCAGCACACGCUUGCACAGAUCAGCCUCCCAUGGGCCCUUCCUCCCCCAUUGCUGCUUUUCCGUUUGCCUAUUACCAAGCAGAAGUUGCAGUCUGGUUUGCUUUAUUUUUAUAUGUGAAAUACCCCUCAAAGCCGGAUCUUCUCCCAUGUUCAGUAGUGGCUGGGGUCAUCUCCCCCUGAUGCCACCCUCUCCCCACCCCCAUGUCAUAGGAAACAGAUGAGGUCUGGUGUCUCUGGUUUGAGGUGGGAAGUUGGGACCCAUUCCUGUCUCAUUCCCCUCCCAGAUCCUCAGUUUGCCCUUCUGUGAAAUGGGUGUAUUGGGCGACACAGCUUUUUCAUAAAGCACUGCUGGUGUCCAGGCAGCUGCUGAAGAUUAGGUGGUGGUCGAGGUUGCUGGCACUGGGGCCUCCAGCCUCCCACAGUCCCGUUUCAUUCUCACCCUGCAAAGCGGUCAGGGUCAAAAUGGGCUUCAGCCUUCGUCUGCUCUGGAAAGAGGUGAUGAUCAAGUCCCCAACCUCAGUGUGAGGCAGGCAGAGUGGGAGGGGUCACCCCACUUACAAGACCAGGAAACUGGGGCUCUGAGAGGCAAAGCUGCUUCACUGGAGCGAAGAGCCCAGCUGCUCUGGCCUUUUGGGGGAAGCCUCUUUAAAAGGUGGGGACCUGGGCCUUGGAGCCACUGCAAAGCCAGGGGGUACCCCUGAGCCAGGCGGUCCCGGGUGAGGAGUCAGCCCAGAGGAGGAAACCGUUAGCUCGGGGAGCUGGGCUGCCACCAGCCUUUCUAGCCUCUGGGUGGACCCAAGUGGACGCACCGCCUUUUCUACCUUUGGGGGUUUUGUUGGUUGUUUUUGGUUUGGUUUUUUUUUUGGUUUGUUUUGCACUUGGCCCACGCUGGACAGUGGAACCCGCCUGGUCAGUUCCACUUCCAGGCUCCCAUGCACUAGCCCAAGGCAGCCUCUUGAGGGCUUGUAUGGUUUAAGGAAUCACUUUUGAAAAAAGAAAGAAAGAAAAGUGUUUAAAGGUUUUCAUUUUGUCUCUGUCUGCAUCUCCUCUCAGAUUCAGAAAGCCCAGAAUUAGGGGCUAAAACUCUAGGAGAGGGGGUGUCCCCAGCCUGACCCUGUCUUGCUGAUAGUCACCAAGACUCCAAAAUAGGGGGGACAGGCUGGGUGGAGACUGAGGCACCCACUUCCCAGGCCUGUGGGGUCCCCCAUCCCGCCUUGAAGGAGUCAGCACCCCACUCCAACAGUGACUGAGCGCCUACUGUAUGCAGAGCUCUGGCUAGGCAGAGGGGGGCUGGUGGUCUAACGAGGGACCCCCUUGCAAGAGGCCACAGUAGAAGGAACCAAGGGUUCUGGGUCUUCCCCCUGCUGUAGGGCGGAGUAGAGAUGGAGACUUCUUGUUGUUGGUUUUAAUUUAAAAACACAAAGGCCUAAAGAAAUGUAUCUUAUAAUUUUUUUUAAUUUUUGAAAAGCUCAUUUAAUGAAUUGUGCACGAAUGAAUUCUAUAUAUAUAAAAUAUACAUAUAUAGCUCUAUAUUUGGGGAGGGGCACUGUCUCUUUUUUCUCUCUCUCAUUUUAAAAAUGAAGUGUCGUUGCCUUCGUCUGUGGUUCAACCAUCCAGCUCCCAGCUGGCUAAACUUUGCCUCCAGUGGUUCAAGACAGGAAACUAGUAGGGUGAGCAGGAGACCGGAGAUGGGGACGCCGCCUCAGCGUGGGGCUGGGUCCCCAGGCCACAGGCCCCUCUCCCAAAGGUUGCAGGUGGAGAAGACGCCUUGUGUUGGGUGUGGCUUUUGGUUCUGUCGUGCCGGGUUCGGUUGUUUCUGGGCCGGGGGAGGGGCGUCUGUGCUGAUUACUCUGUCUUGUAUGUUUCGUUCUGCUGCUCUUCAAUAUCGUAUCAAUGCCAGGAAGGGGGCACGAAAAGCCUCUUUUGCCCCCCCCAAAUAAAUUGUCACAUUCCGAAGCUAAGGUCUA
Molecule: messenger RNA, 6160 nt
Organism: Orcinus orca (killer whale)
Lineage: Eukaryota; Metazoa; Chordata; Mammalia; Artiodactyla; Delphinidae
Gene: CBX6
Product: chromobox 6
Exons: 5
Coding region: 125-1372 (415 amino acids)
Source: RefSeq, a predicted model, not a curated record